Gaeumannomyces tritici R3-111a-1 is the source of this 1101-nucleotide messenger RNA. RefSeq lists its product as hypothetical. The transcript has 3 exons. Bases 1 to 1101 code for a protein of 366 amino acids. Lineage: Eukaryota; Fungi; Ascomycota; Sordariomycetes; Magnaporthales; Magnaporthaceae. The record is from RefSeq and is a predicted model, not a curated record. Gene Ontology annotation, biological process: mitochondrion organization. Gene Ontology annotation, cellular component: SAM complex.
AUGGCCUCCCCCCAGCCCGCGCCGCGGCCGCCUCCCGCCCUGCCCCGCCCCCCUCCCUCCUCCUCCUCCUCCUCCGCUACCGGAUACUCGCUCCUCUCUGGCCGCAUCCCCGCGCCGCUGCAGCGCCUAUUCGACGCCUUCCCCCUAGCCACCUACCCGCCCAAUGACCUGCCGGCCCGCUGUCCGCUCCCCGCCGAGAGGGACCUGCCCACCCUCCAUGUCUUCAUCUCGGACGAGGACGCCGCCAGGGGCCGCCCGAGCUUCAACCCCACGUGCCUAAAGUGGCAGACCUUCCUGAAGAUCGCCGGCGUCGACCUCCGCCUCGUGUCCUCGACCAACCACGCCUCACCAAGCGGCGCGCUCCCCUUCCUCCUGCCGCCCAUCGUCGCCGCCGCCGACCCCCCGGUCUCCUCCAAGUCCCCACCCCCCACGUCCCCGAACCCGGCCCCCAUCCCGGCCCACAAGCUGCAGGCAUACGCGCGCGCGCACGGCACCACCACCACCACCACCACCACCACCACGGCACCGCCGCCACCCGGCCAGCAAGCAGCCGCCGCCGCCGAGCCGGCCUACGCAGCGCUGCUGGACCACGCCGUCCGCCGCGCCUGGCUGCACGCCCUGUACGUCAGCCCGGCCAACGCGCCGCUCGCGGCCCGCCUGUACCUCGCCCCGGCCAGCCGUCACCCCCUCGUGCGCUCCGCCCUGCGCGCCAAGCUGCGCGCCGCCGCCGCCGCCGAGCUCGCCUCGACCCGCAACGGCGUCGACCCGCCCCCCGAGGCCGAGCUGUACGCCGACGCCCGCGCCGCCCUCGCCGCCCUGGCCCAGCAGCUGCUGCCGCCGGAAACGGAAACGGAGGUGGAGGAGGAGGGGUCCCGUACACCGUCGUCGGGCUGGUUCUUUGGCGCCGCCGCCCCCGGCAUGUUCGACGCCGCCGUCUUCGCCUACACCCACCUCCUCCUCCCCGGCUCCGGGCUCGAGUGGGUGGACCGCCGGCUGCCCGAGGCCGUCGAGGCAUUCCCGGCCCUCGUCGCCCACCGGGCCCGCAUGCUGGCCCGCCUUUGGGACGAGGAAGGGGCUGCGGGCGAGUGGGAGAAGGUUUAG